This is a messenger RNA of Oncorhynchus gorbuscha (pink salmon), 875 nucleotides long. RefSeq lists its product as uncharacterized. The coding region runs from base 45 to 728 and encodes 227 amino acids. The transcript has 7 exons. NCBI's taxonomy places the organism in Eukaryota, Metazoa, Chordata, Actinopteri, Salmoniformes, Salmonidae. The record is from RefSeq and is a predicted model, not a curated record.
UAAGAAUUCAGUGAGUUCAGAGAAUAUUUCAAGAGUGAAAGUAAAUGCUUCGACAGACACGGUGCAGAAGCAGAUCAGAUGAUCUUUGUGAGGCUCUGCAGCGUCAAUUAAAAUUGAAAAUGAGCAACAAGGUAAACUGUCUGCCACCUGCAGAUGCAAAUGCACCCCAAGGGUCGACGAUGGACACAUUCUUCACGGUUGUGACUGGGAAUACUCUGGGGUCUCAUAAGGAAUUCAUUAACCGUCUCGCUGCUAAAAGACACUUAACUGUAGUGACGUCACUAGAGGAGAGUGAUGUCAUCCUGGCUUUCUGUCCCAUUGUCUCUCGUGCUGGGACUGAUAUUGAAGCAGCACUGCAGCAGAUUCCAGCUGGUAAACCUGUCAUCCUGGUAGUGCUGCAUCACACUUUCGAACCAGACUACACUGGACCUGACAGUAGCAGACUAGUGACCAGAGGUGAUGUAAUACUCACAGUGGACUGUCUCUUCCAUGAGAACCAGGGACUACUGGAGUGUCCUCGCAAUGAAGAAGCAAUUGAAAAGAUUCUAAAGAGUCUUGACAAAGGUCCUGAGAACAAAGAUCAGUCGGCCAGACUGCGGAAGAUUCUCUGGAUCUGCGGUGUUAUUGGUGUAGCCUGGGGCAUAUACACUUGUUAUAGAAGGAUUAAAGAAAAAUGCUUUCUCUUUUUGCAACAAAACAGUUCCAAUGUAUUCAUGAAUCUAAGGUAAUUACACAGCUGUAAGAGGAGUGCCAGUUGUAUUUCACAUCAGAUGUGAUAUCCUUGAAAAAGAAUACAGGAAGAUAGAGGACCAGCGAAUUGCUUUCUGUCAUCUCUCCCACCAACACAGACACAAAUGAUCAAAUAAAAUAAAAUU